Molecule: messenger RNA, 1093 nt
Organism: Poecilia reticulata (guppy)
Lineage: Eukaryota; Metazoa; Chordata; Actinopteri; Cyprinodontiformes; Poeciliidae
Source: RefSeq, a predicted model, not a curated record
AUGACGUCAUAUGAGGAGGAUAAACGGGGGCGGAAGCGCCACCCGACCCAGCGGAAGACGUGUCAGCUGCCGGCUCCAGGAUUCUGGUGGUUUUUACGUGACACGGGGGAUGUUUCUGUGUUAAAUGACAGGAAGCCGGUGGGCAGCCGGUACCGKKCGGGUUCGGUUCGCGACGCCUUUCUGUCCCUGCUGUCUGCUGUUCUGCCGGUCUCUGCCACAGGGUCCGUGUCCGACGGCUUCCCCGAAAACAACCCUCUGCUCCGCCCUAUGUCGGCCUUCUGGGUCCACCGGAACCAGCUCCCACCAUUACCUCUACUGUUUGUCUCCACAGAACCGUUUCCAUCCUGGGCCACAGUUCUACUGGUUCUACUGGUUCUGGCUGCUGCUGGUCUUUUAUUUUAUUUUCGUCACCGAUUGAGACCAGAACUAGAGGUGGAGCUGGAGGAGAAGGUGGAGGUGGUUUCAGGGGAGGAGUCUGUCCUGCUGCCAUUCAAAAUGGUGGACCAGCUGCCCAAAGAUGUUAAGGUGGAGUGGAUGGACGGAGACAACAGGAAGGUCCAUGUGUAUCAGAACGGUUCUGAUCAGCCUGAAGAACAGCACCAGGACUACAGAACCAGAACCAAGCAAUCUUCAGUCAGACUGAAGACUGGAGACCUCAGUCUGACUCUGUCAUGGCCGACUGAAAGAGACAGUAACAUCUACACCUGCAGAGUCUCCAGCUGGAUAAGAAACAUCCAGGUGAUGAAACGAGUUCAGCUGGAGGUCAAAGUCCAACAGGUGGAGGUGGAAUCAGGGGUGGAGUCUGUCCUGCUGCCCUGCAGAACCACAGAGAGUCUGGAUGGAGACGUUAAGGUGGAGUGGAGGAAUGGAUAUAAUGAUGUGGUCCAUGUGUAUCAGAACGGUUCUGAUCAGCCUGAAGAACAGCGCUGGAACUACAGAACCAGAACCAAGAUGGAUGAAAACCUGCUGAAGAAUGGAGACCUCAGUCUGACUCUGAGAUGGCCCUUUGAUGGAGACAGAGGGAUCUACACCUGCAGAGUCUACAGAGGAGGAGACGUCCUGAUGGAGAAAAAAGUUCAGCUGGAGGUCAAAG